This is a messenger RNA of Schistosoma turkestanicum, 11198 nucleotides long. NCBI's taxonomy places the organism in Eukaryota, Metazoa, Platyhelminthes, Trematoda, Strigeidida, Schistosomatidae. The record is from the annotation of a GenBank genome assembly.
AUUUGGCGCUCAUUACGGUCAUCCUUUCGGUUUUGUCGUAUGUUUUCGGGAUCAGUUUUCCGAUUUAAUAGUGAGGAGAUUCCACAAGUUUUAUCGUAUUCAUCGUCGUUAUCAUACUGCUCAAACGUCGUGACUCAGACAAGAUUUUAAUUUAUUCUAAGCAGUCAAGUCAAACACUUUGAAUGUGUCCACUUUACCCUAGGAUAUGAAGCGUAAAGGAAAGCAAAGGACUUCAAAACUUUCUGGCCGUUAUGGUUUAAAAGGCAGUUUGAAGUCUUAUUAUGGUGGUUCUCAAUUGCCUCCUGAAUGUGGAUCACCCGAUACAGGAUCUAAAUCAUCUCAUGGGCUCUCGAAAACACCAGAUGAUACCUCUAGUGAAUCAGUUCAUAGCCGCAGUCUUCGUAAUAGUUCCGGUGGAGAUGAUAACUUAUCACAAAUAGAUUGCCGCGGUCGUCGUGGACUCGACAAAAAAGAUCAGAAUGGAGGUAUGGAUCAAAAUGUGUUCAAGAAUUUUGCAGAUGAUUAUAGUAAUGAGUCCAGGGAUCGUGAAGGCUCUCUUCCAAUUGGACCUAGUAGUGAACACGAACUUCCUUAUGAUGAUGAAUCUACUCGUGAACCUUUAUCCACCACCAAAGAUCUCAGCGGAUCACAGAAUUCAGUUUUUGUUGAACCGCGUCAACCAGACAAGGUCACAGUGGAUUGCAACAAUGCAUCACAUACACAAAGAAAAGUUAACAAACGUGAGCUAAAAGCAUUAUUAAAACAAACUAAAAAGAAACCAUCCGCUGUAGACGAAACAGUCAUUGCAGCUAUCGAUGAACUGGCUGUUCAUUUAAAGGAUACGUGUGUGAUUGAUCUGAAACCUGUGCCUCGUCGACCGAUCCCGAUUGCCGCAUCUCCUACGGUAGUCGCACGUCAACCUGAAGCACCAUCCCGUAGAGGUAUUGGAGCACGCAGAGGUGGACGAAGAGGUCGGGGUGCUCGUCGCGGUGGUCUUUCUUCUCCUAGUUCCAUCAUUCCCACUGAACAAGCGGUUCUUCCGGCAUCAUGGGUACCUCUUAUUUUGCCGAACCCGUUGAAAAGUCCUGUGACAUCAGAUUCUGAAGGUGACAAUUCCGGGCUAAAAUCUAGGUUAUGUGCUCCUUGGCUUAAACAACUCCCAGAAUCACGGGUACAUCGGUUUGUUGUGAAUAUGCGCCGUCUGUUGGCGACUACAUUCCAAACUCCGACAGAUAGUGAUCAUUUAUCCAAAAAACCAAUUCAUCUCAUAGAUUUAACAUCAGAUAAACAAGAGUAUUCAGUUAGUACAUUGGAUAAUCAGUCAAUGAAACAGUCAUUAUAUCCAAUAAAUUCUUCUAAUGUACAAAAUCCUCCUCCUCCUCCUCCUCAUCAUCAUCAUCGAACAGUAUUAACAUCUGAGACACAUUUUAAUGAACAACAACCUCCCGUGACUAUUACUACUACUAAUAAGAUAAUUGAUGAUGUCAGUCGACAAGAUUCAGAGUUUAUUGCAAAUGCUAUGGAAGAUUCUGCUUCUAAGUUGAAUAUCAAACUUGUUGAAAAUAAUAAUAAUAGUAGUAAUAAUACUGUCACACGUACAUUAUUUCCUAAUUUAACAAAACGUCGAGGUCGAGGUAAAAAACACCAUGGUUUUCAUCGUAAACUCUUAUCGUCGGUACAGUCGAAUACAUCGGGUCCAGCAUUUGGAUCGAUGACUAUGACAAAUCCAAUGAACAAUGAACAUUUACAGACGACAACUACUCAACAUGUCAUUCAAAUGCCUAAGUCAAAUUCUUCUAAAGGGAAAUCUCGUGUUUCUCGUGAACUUCGUGGUCUUGUCACUUGGGACGCUGUAAUGGCUGAACAACGCAAACGGGAACAGGAAUUAAAAGAGAUUGAAGCUAAAGGAGGUUCUGCCUCACUUCAUCCAACAGAGGUGGCAUUGUCAGUUGUAACUGACCUCAUAGCCUCUGUAGAAGAAGAAGGUCUAACUCCUAAACUUCGUAGAACUCGUCAAACUAGUGGCAGUGUACCCAGCCAUGCUAAUCAUUCGGGUGCAGGCUCUGAAACUACAUCAAUGCAGACUACAAUUGCUGCUUCUGAACAUGCUAAUUAUGAAUUGACAAGCUGUCAUAUGAAACCUAGUGAAUCCUCUUCUGUUGCUGCUUAUUCUGGACUUAGUAGUAGUACCGAGGCGUCAAGUGUAUCGUCGGAUAAUGUAAUAAGUUCAGUACAAAAACCAACUCAUCAUAAAUUACUGAUAAUCGACAACAAUAAACCACCAUCUACUGGUAUGUCUAAUGAAAUUGAAUCUCGAUUGAAUUAUCCCGAUUCUGAUCAGAAAUGUUCUUUUUCAGUCAACCCAGAUGUAAGCGAAAUGGAAUCUGCCUGUGUCACCAGGUAUUCUCCAAUCUCUGUAGAACAAGAACCAAACGAAUCGCAUCAUGUUUCGUCUGAUCAACUUGAUGACAGCGCAUAUCAAUCGCCGGCUAUAGUUAAGCGAAAUAUCGGUCCUCAGAAAUCACUGGGUCGUCGUAAAAAGAAGUUCAAAGCUAAUCGAUUAUUUAAGUCCUAUCCUUCUGAUUCAGGUUCCCACGCGGAACAUUAUGUACCUAAUGAUUCAGUAUCUCACCACUGUGCUACUGCCGAUUCUCGACAACAUCUUGAUACCCCUUCAUCCGCCUCAUCUCUUACAGUUCCUUCGGCAAAACGUAAACGACAAACUCAACAUGGGAUCACCACAAACACAGAUCCGAUGCUGGAAAAUCCCGACGUCGUGGAACUGUCUGUUCGUCUCCAGGACACCGAAGGUUCCGAUUCCUGUGAUAUUUUGCCCACUCCCGCCUCAUCAGUUCCGAGCAACGUAAGGCGUUCCGCUACCUCACGUAACUCUGCUCUUCCCCCUCGUAAGCGCUACAAGGUGGGGAUAGAUACUUCUAACACUGCUGAAAACCAUGCUUCCUCUGCUCUGCAUAGAGAUGAUCUUACAGAUAUAUCAAAAUCAAACUUUGAUGACUCUAACUUGUCUGUAACUGUUAUAGAUUUGACAGAUAGUUCUUCAGCUACUGGCUUUUCUCAUCUUGGGAAUGCUGAUAACUCUUUAACAAAACCUGAGCAUAGAAGACGUGGCCGAGGUCGUCCAUCUAGACGUUUAGGAAAACUGGAAAGCAAUACGAAUGUAGCGAUUUCUCCUUGCCUAUCUUCUUCCGACUCAGUUUCAGUAACUUGUGAUCGACCGAAACGUGAGGCGGCAGCAAUUGGGUUUGCUAGUUUAGUUGCUGCAAACCUAAAUAAUACAAGUGUAUCUGUCAAUUCUACAGCAGAAACACCGGAAACUAUGAAUGUUCGAUCGGAGACUGGAAGUGUACCCUCUCCUAGUACAAGUAUCCAUUGGGUUGAGCAACAACAACAAAUUGGAACAUUAGAAAUACAAGCCAGUAAACCACCAGCUGUAUCUCGAGGUCGUGGUCGUCCUCCGAAACCGAAACCUGUUCAAUUAUCCACUACUGAACGUGGUAUUGUGGAUUCAGAACACGGGUUAGAGCCUAUUUUAAAUCGUCCUCUCCAAUCAGUCAAGGAAUCACCGUUAUCGGAAUCUUCCACUAUAAACCCACAAGAAUUAUCAUCACAAGUGGUUAAUGAAACUACUCAUCAUCAAUUGUCUGAUGAACAGAGCAGUGAAAAUCAACAGACUAAUAAUAUGACCACAUUCCAAUCAAAAUCAGAUGUUGUAAACAGUAAUUCUUUAACAAUAUCAAUUAAAUCAUCAAAAUCAUUAUCGGUUAAAUCGACAAACAAAAAGAACCAAAUACAAUCAAACAUGAAACUAAAGUCAGAUGUUGAUCAUUUGACCACUGUUAAAAGUAUGCCUAAUUCAUCUCUUCUAGGCUUUGAUACCUCAUCGACAUCAAUAAAUCAACAGCUCUGUCGUUUACCAAGUCGUAAUAGUUUUUUCAAAGAUUCUGCCAUAUCCAGUUUGGAUCAGAUUUCAUUUCUCAAAGAUCGUUGUUUAACUGGUCCAUUGUAUGAAUUAUUUUGUAAAUUUUUCAAUGAACCUGAUCCAGUUGAACCAAAUUAUCGUCUUUGUGCACCUAUAGUCUAUUUACCAUCACCUGAAAGAUAUCCGGAAUUUUAUCGUUUCACAUUAUCUUCUCAUUUAUCUGGUUCUGGUUUAAAUGUUAAAUUCACAUCGGAUUUCACGAAUCGUUUAUUUUCUCCAAUUGGCAAUUUAUCCAACUACAGUGCAACAACAGUAACAACAACAACAGCAGCAGCAUCAGUCGAUAAUAAUCAUGUUGGUGAUCCUGAUCAUGAUGAUCAUGAUCACGAUGACCAUAAAAUUUAUCAUGUUGAAUUUCCUUCACUAUGUCUAGCUAGUAUUGCAUCACGAUUUGUGUCAGAUUCAAUGAAUCAACAGCAAUCAUUACUAGGAGAUGAUAACAAACAUUCUACAUUGUCACAUUUGAAUAUGGAAUUAACUGAAACAGAGGCUACUAACCAUUUUUACAUUGUUUUAAAUGCUGAAAAUAUUAUUGAAGGUUUAUGUGCAUUAGAUAUAGCUAUGGAUAAUCUAUUCACUGUAUGGGAAGCAUUUACUGGACGUCGUAGUUGGUUUGGUCGACGUUUAAUGAAAUUGAAAAGUGUCUAUAUGAAACAUCGUACUAAUUUGGUAGAAAGUUUAAAAUUAGAAAAUCAAAUACCAAUGACAAUGACCAAAUCAUUGAUACCAUGUAUAAUGAAAUCACAAAAUAACAGUUCUAAGAAAAAGACUGAUCGUCGUGCACUGGAACGUGGUGCUGAAGUGAUUCGUUGUUUGUGUGGUUUUCGUGUUGAAGGUGGUCAUGUUAUGGUUCAAUGUGAUUUAUGCGCAUCUUGGCAACAUUUACCAUGUUUAUGGUGGGCACUUAGUCUAGCAAUUCGUAAUGAUUCAUCAUCCAAUGGUUUGAAUUCAAAUUUAGUUUGUUUAUGUCAAACAGCAUUGAUUGCUGCACAAGCUGUUGGCGGCGGUGGUGUUGUUAGUAAUAACACAGUUGACAUAGAUGGAAAAGGUGAAGAUGAUCGAGAAGUUGACGCGCCUUAUAUAUGUCCAGUUUGUUUAAAAUUAGAUAAUUUAACAAAAGAGUAUCCUCGUUCUCUGUCAGCAGCAAUGAAUAUAAAUGAUAUUGAUGCUGUAUUUGAUUUACAAGAUACCUUAGUCAAAGGUGAACAUGAAUUUUGGACAUUAGGUAGUCCUGAUGGAAUUUGUCAAAUACGUACAGAUGAUUAUGCAUUUGUCAAUCGUUUCUGGUUAAAUCAUCUGAAUAUUUCACAGGAUAUAUCGAAAAGAUCAUUAAAAUCAACAACCACUGUAUCAAUGGAUAUUAAACAACUCUUAGAUCAAUCACUUCAAUCCCCAGUGAAAUGUGCCUAUGAUCGUAUUAUUGUUCGAAUUUAUCGUUUGUGGAAAGAUGUUAGUGGUUUAGCUUGGCUAGAAGGUGGUUUAUUUCUACGUCCAUAUGACCUGCCUCAAGCAUCAUCCACCACUGACACAUCAAAAUGUCCACAAUUCUGGCAUCUUGAUGAAGUUGUAUAUGAUGAAGCUAGACGUGUUAUUCUACCAUUAGAUGCUUGGAUUGGUCGAUGCAUUGUAUUAUGCCCUUCAGCAUAUCGUGUUGGUAGACCAGCUGAUUUGUUAUAUACAGCACAUAUACAAGAAUUUAUGCCAUCAAUGAAUAGAAAUUCUAAUUUAAAUAACAAUAAUAAUGAUAAUAAUGUUCAUUCUACUGUCAAUCAAUUUCAACAUUUUUUUGUUUGUGAAAAAUUAUUUGAACAAUCAUCAUCAUCCUCAUCCGGUGAUAAUCAUAGUUGUAGAUUUGAUGAAAUAUCUCCGGGUUAUUUAAAAAUCAAUAUGAAGCCGUAUUGUUUUCUACGCAAACCAGAUAGUCAAUCUAUUCGUGGUAGUUUACCACGACAAUAUACAGCUGCUGAGCUGCUUACUCGAGAUCAAACACCUUUCACAGAGUUGUUUGUUAAAGAAGAAGAACAACAACAACAAACACUUGAAACAAUGAAAACAUCUCCAGAAGAAGAAUGUCCUGCAACAUGUCCUGCUACUGCAUUGAAUAACGAUGAGAAGAAUGUUCCAACUCCAGUUGGCAAUUUAAAACAAAAGGGUGAAAAACUUGCACGUGUUGUUGAUUGGUUGGAACGAAAACGUCAAACUAGUUCUUCACAGCCGCCCACAAGUACAUCAGCUCAACAUUCUAUUGUUCCAGAACAGCAAACUUCCAUUUCAUCCUUGCCAGUUGAGAAUAAUUCAGUUAGUAAUGAUAACUCAUCACCAUCAUCAUCAUCAUUAAUAUCACAUCAUGAUUUGUGUUCUCGUGGUCGAAUUCCACUGAAAGUUAAUCGUGGACGAAGUAGAGGUGGUAUCAGUGGUAAAACAACAUUAAAACCGUCAUUAUCUAGUCCUGUAUCAUUUUCACCGAAUAAAUUAUCACCGACUUCUGUGCUUCCCAAUGACAUUGACAAUCAUGGCGAUUCUAUGUCCUCGAAUCUGAAAGACAAUGAACCUAUGGAGAAUUCAGCAAAACGUCCAUGUUUAUCAGAAAAUUCACCAGUUCACUUGGAUUCUGUUCAACCGCUAUCAGAAAUCAAUAAUGCAGAGCAGAAUCAUAACUCACCAGUGAUUAGUAUUACUACUGAUACAGUUCAGCAUUCAUUAUUAGAUCAGACAAUUGUUGAGAAGAAUUCACCGACACAACUUUCAAAUAAUGAUUCUCUCAUCUUAUCCAGUACAAAUGAUAUGAAUGUGAAUCAUCAUACUGAAUCAUCCUUAAGUACGGAUGUCUUAAUGACUUGUACUACCACUAUUACUGCUACUGCUACAACGACCACGACUCUUACUACUACUACUAAUGAUGGUAAUAGUAAUAGUGACUCGUCGAAUGAUUCCUUGAAUUCUUUGAAACCAUUUGAUGAUCAUCAUCUACAACAUGAUGAAGAUUCUGCAGAUCGUUUAUUAUCCAGUACAUUGAAAUCCACUGCAUCCAAUCCACAGUCGGUUACUCCGCCUACUCCUCCAACUCCUGGUGCUGGUGUUAGUGCUACAACUAUUCUCUCCUCCUCCUCCUCAUCAUCAUCAUCAUCAGCAUCCGUUGAUGAACAUCAGUUGAAUAAUAAUUGUUUAUCACCAAAAUUCGGUUCAGUUAGAAAACGUAAACGUUCUAUUACACGUAAACGUUUAGUCCCAGAACCGGAAUUAUACCAUACAAUCAUUGAUCGUGUACAAGAUAUGAAUAGUAAUAGUGAUAUUACUACUGAUAAUAGUAGUAAUGUUUCGCGUUUACCUGAAUUACAAACUACUACUACUACUAAUACUAAUAAUAAUAAUAAUAAUAAUAAUCCAUGUGUUGAUGACGAUGACAACGUUACUAGUUUGUCCAGUGCAAUUAGUAGUAGUGUUUCACCAGGAAAUAUCACCAAUAUUCCCAUGAAACAUAUCUUAUCAUCUUCAUCAUCAUCACCACCUCGUUUAAGCAAUGAUCAAUUAUCGUCACCUCCGACGUCAAUUAUUCAAACAACAACAACAUCGUCAACGUCAUCAUCAGCUUGUCUUAUGCAACAUGUGAAUGAAUCGCAUUUAUUAUGGAGUUUAGACAAUUGUUUCAUCAAUAUACAACCAUUUUAUGCAUGUCAUAUGUUGUUCCAUGAUGUAAUUCCCAAUGAUGAAGUGAUUCAUUUCGCGUUGAAAUUCAAUGAACCAGUUAUUUUAUCACAUAAUCCUAAUCCUAAUAAUACUGAAUCGAUAUCCAUUAGUGCGGAUCAUUUAGACAAAGCUGAAAUUCCUGAUGAUGAUGAGAGAUCACUUGUAGACAACAAUUUGAUGAAUUGUAGUUUAUCAUUUGGAAAAGAAGCGACUACAGCUGCUUCUGAUGAUGAUGAUGAAGUUGAUAGUAAUACGAAUUGUCACAGUCCGACGAUUGUGAUGGAAUUAACCAAUGAAAAUCUACCUCAUCCUCAUAAUGAUGAUGAUGAUGAUGAUGGGAAUAAUAAUCAUAGUAAUAAUGUAAACAGUGUUUCUUUUGUCAGUGACAUUGAUAAUGUUGAUUGUGUUGGUGUACAAGAAGAGCAGAAAGAUACUUCAUUGACAAAAAACACUGACGAUGUUGAUAAUGAUGAUGCCUCUUUAAAUUUGUACAAUACUAUCACUACUACUGAACAAAAUAUGACCACUGAUAGCAAUACUACUAUUACUACUACUGCUGCUACUACUAGUAUUAGUAGUAUAAGUAGUAGUAGUAGUAGUAGUAGUAGUCAUGAUAUGUCUAUAACAAGUAUUCCAGUUCAUGAUAAUAAUACUACUACUACUACUACUACUACCAAUACUACUACUAAUAAUAAUCAUGCUAGUAAUAAAGAGCAUAAAACUUUCACAAAAUUUGCUGUUGAAACAUUAGUUUCUGAUGAUUAUCCAACUGUCUCAGCAUAUAACAAUGCAUCAUCAGCUGGAAAAGAUUUCAUGUCAGUCGAUAAUAAUAAUGAGAAUUUAAUUGACAAUGUCCAAUCGUCAUCAUCAGCAGUCGAAAACAUUCAUCAUCAUGUCGAUUUGACGGCGGAAUGUUGUGAUGAUGAAGAAUCUGCUAUUGAGGAUAUUGAUAAUAAUAAUAAAACAGUCACUGCUUGUCAAGAUAAUUCACAGUUGGACUCUCUGUCACCAUCCACAUCAUCAUGUGUUAAAGAUGAAAUCAAUGAAUUUGUUGACAACGAAUGCAGCGACUCUCCUGUAGUAACAGUAACAACAGCAGCAGCAUCAGUAGAAACAACAAAUUUAAAAACUACCUCUAUGGAUCAUCUGGUUGUUGAUUCACCUCCAAUCAGUAUUGGCACACCUGUGUUAGAUGAAAAAUCCGAUGCAAGUGAACAACAGAUGAUAACUGCCGAUAGUAUACCGGAAUGUUUCCAACCAAUGAAAUCGAGUUAUAAUGUUGCAGAUUUACACACUCAAAUUGUUGAAACAAAUGUCGAUUCAGAUCUGUCGAAAUCACAUCCACAUACUGUUGUUACUACUACUGCUACUAUUUCUAGUACAAAUGCUACUACUACUAAUAGUACUAAUAGUACUACUAGUACAUCUUAUGGUAGUAAUAAUAACAGUAGUAUUUCAUCAUCUAAAAGAUUUAAAGAAUCAUCUCGUGAUUAUGGGGGUUAUUAUGAAAAUCGUCAUCAUUCACACACGCAUCACAAUUCGUAUCAAUCAAGAAAUUCAAACAAAUUCGAUCAUUAUCGAUCACCAUCAUCGUCAUCAUCAUCAGCAACAACAAUACCAACACCCACAUCCAACAAACAGCAUUCAUACUUUAGUCAUCAUUCUCAUCAUAAUUCUCGUUAUGAUCGUAAACACCAUCAUCAUCAGCAGCAGCAGCAUCAUCCUCCUCCCCCGCCUCCACCAGCUCAUCAUCAUCAUCAUCAACAACAACAACAACAUCGUCAUAAUGAAUACAAUCCACGUUAUCGUGACUCUUCGUCGCAUAAUAAUAGAUCAAGAGAUCGCGAUGACACUUCUCCCUAUUCAUCAAGACAUAAUCAUCGAGAAAGAUCCAUGUCGAAUUCAUCACAUCGACAUCAAGAUCGCAUUUACUCCACUGGAAACAAUCGUGAUCCAUCUGAAACUUCAAAUUGUUGAUUCUUUAAUGAUAAUAUACAUAUGUGUUUAUCAAGAUUUGCAUACGGUACACAUGAAUUUCUUCAAUCUUAAUACCUCUGUUUCUCCAUCUCAUCACAUCUCAUCUCAUUUGUCAUUACCACUUUCUGGUUGUCAAUAUUUUUUCUCAUGGAGCAGAGUAAAGAGAGAGAGACAGAUACAGGAGAGUGGUACUACUACUACUACUACUAGUAGUAGUAGUAGUAGUAGGAAGCUAUAACAAAAGACGAUAACAAUUCUAUAGAAAAAUACAUAAAUAAACGCACACAUCUACUAUUUUGUUGUUGUUCUUGUUCUUGUUGAAUUAUCAUUUAUCAGUUCAUCAAUUCCCUUCAUUAUUAUUAUUAUUAUUCCUAACUAAUUUCAUUUCAUUUUGUUCUUUCAUGCUGUGUUUUAGCCUUGAGUUGAUAGGUGUGUGCGGCGUGUAUAUCGAUUUUAGGUGUGUUUGUCAAUGUUUUGCUCUCUUCUACGAGAUGUUUUCAUGCUGCGCAUGCAUACCACACGUGUAAAUGUGAAUGUGACCGACCUACAUUCAACACAAUAUUUGUUUGUUUCUGUGUUUUGUUUUUACUGUUUCAAGAACACAUACAUACCCUGCUACUCCGCCUCUAUCGUCCAACUGACCGACCGAUAUCCAUAACCAAACAGUUGUAUGUAUGUGUGUGCAUGUGCGUGUGUGUGUGUGCAUGACCGAAACUUGUCACUUUUUUUUUGAUUCUAACUUUUAUUCAUCAAUGUAAUGUAUAUAUAUAAAUUUACUACCCACAAGACAUAAUAUUUCUCUCUUUUUAGAUAAAAAUUUAUCUAUAAUUUAUUUACACACACACACACUCAGACGCACACCUCUUUAAUAAUGAUCUUCACAUACACACUGGUCUUGUACUUUGGGCGGUAAUCGGUUUCGGUGUUUGCUGAGAUUCCUGCAACUUGUUUCUUAUUGUGACAUGCUUUUUUUUCACUUGUUCGCAAAAGGUAUGAUGAACGAAUGAUGCUGAUAAAUAAUAAUGAUAAUAAUAAUAACACUGAUUGGUCCCUUUGAACUCAAUUUCAUUGACCUCUUUUUCUCUCGUGACUGGUACUGGUACACUUUGAGUUGCGAACUAAUCCAAUUGUAUAUAAAUAUAAAUAUAAUUAUAAAUAUAAAUAUAAAUAUAUUUUUAACUUGCCAUUCAUUGGUUGUUGUUUUUUUUAAACACAAAAAAAUUCACUAUUUUAUUGGUUUUUGUUUUGUGCUCUGCUCUAUUUCUUCUCACUUUACCAGUUUGGUUACAUGGUAGCAAGGCAAGGAUUAUUUUUUACAAAAACAACAAUAAUGUGUGUGUGCGUGUGUUUGGCAUUUCUUAUCAUUAUUAUUAUUAUUAUUAUCACUACUACUACUACCACUAUUGUUAUUAUUGUUAUUACUAAUCAUCAUCAGUAUAAUAAUUUUAUUUAACUUUAUUCUCUUUUUUUCUUUACUAUGAAUAGUACUGUUAAUCAUAAAGACAAUAAUAAUAAUAAUGUAUUUAUAAGAGGG